Cydia splendana is the source of this 2316-nucleotide messenger RNA. Its product is annotated as lysophospholipid acyltransferase 7-like. Gene Ontology annotation, molecular function: lysophospholipid acyltransferase activity. NCBI's taxonomy places the organism in Eukaryota, Metazoa, Arthropoda, Insecta, Lepidoptera, Tortricidae. The record is from RefSeq and is a predicted model, not a curated record. The transcript has 7 exons. Gene Ontology annotation, cellular component: membrane; mitochondria-associated endoplasmic reticulum membrane contact site. The coding region runs from base 69 to 1553 and encodes 494 amino acids. Gene Ontology annotation, biological process: lipid modification; phosphatidylinositol biosynthetic process.
UCGUCAAAAUUGACAAGUACACAAGUCAAAACAUUUUUAUAUUUACAAUAAAUGGGUAAAUUUCGGUUAUGCCAAUAGAUUCAGCAACCGCUAUAUUUUACACAUCGCUUUUAGCAUGUGUACCUCUUGGUUGCAUGUAUAAAAAGAUUCAAGAUGAGCAAAAGCGGCUUGCAUUAGGUACUGGGAUAGGAAUACUGAUUGCUCUAACUAUUUGUGGUUCUAAAGCAUUUUACACAGUUUUUUUGGUAUCGGGAAAUAUUAUCGUGAUUAGAUGCUGCGAUAAACGUUUUGUCCAUAAAAUGAGCCUCUUGUUUACAUGGAUGUUCCUUCUAUAUUUAUAUUUCUAUGUUGGAUGCACAAAAUACGCUGGAUGGUUAUUUCAAACUUUAUCAUUGCGGCUGGUCGGAUUAGCUUUUGAAAUUUACCUCUACGACCAAACUAUAAUCAACAAGACAGAAAACAAAAGUGAUCCUCAUAAAGUUCCCGCGAGUUUACUUGACGAAAAGGUUACUCAAUUAACCGCCGCUGACAUUGCCACGUAUGCAUUUUUCUUUAUUGGCAUACAUAGAGGGCCGUAUUUUACGUGGAAAACCUUCAACGACCAUAUAAAUAGCACUGUCAGCGUGCAUGGCGAUUUCUGGGUGGUCACCGGGCAGAAGCUGAGAAAGACUUUGUUGCUGACGCUUGGAUAUGUUGUCUUGCGGUCGAAUUACCCCAUCUCCAUGUACGAAGAUGAUGAGUUCUACACCAACUAUGGCACCGAUUAUCGAUUCUUAUUCUGUAUGCCACAACUAGUGAUUUACUACCUGGAGUCCCAGAUCAUCCUGAUGAUUACCACCAGCACGUGUUCGGGAGCGGGGUUUGGUGUGUAUCCUGCCAAGUCCAUGGCGGUCCCGGGCGCUGGACCUACAAGGCCUGUCGUAGGACCAGAACUGACACCGGAUAAAGAAGAAUACAAUUUUUCAAUGCUAAAAUGUUUCGAUAACGAGAAAAUAUUGAUGGGGCCGAAAUUGAAGGACACGAUACAUGGCUGGGACAUGGCCACGCGGUACUGGUUCGCACAGUAUAUCGUCAAGAACCUUAUUAAUAAUAACUUCGAAGUAAGAAGUGCGUGCUCAUUCCUGCUUUGGACGAUAUGGACGGGUUCCACAAUCCAAGACACAAUAAUGGCACUGACCCUCUGGGUCUACAUUCACUUGGAAUCCGAUUAUUCCCAGUUGUUCUCGGAAUCGCUAACAGGCCCAUGGGAUCUCGGCUUUGCGAUAAUGCGCAUUUUAUGCUUAUGCUACCUUACGCCAUGUCUCAUCAUAGAAGACUGGGCCGUAGCCCUCAGAUAUUACAAUUCAAUCUAUUGGGUUUACCACAUGGUACUCGGAGUUCUGACCGUGGCAGCGAUUGCUAUAGAUAAAAGAAGAGCAAGAGCGAAAUUCGUCUCGAAAGCAGAUACUCUAAAAGAUAUUACCCCGGAUAACGGCAAAACUGAUAACGUAGCACCAAGCAAGCCUGAAAACACGAUCCAGGACAGCGGGCCGUCUACAAGUGGGAAUAAAUGAUAGGGGUUAUUAAAUCUAUUCUUUCCAAGGACACUUGAUGCUAUGAGCGACAGGGAAAUAAUACGCAUUUGUCCCUCUCUGCAGAAAGCGUCCGAUGACAGGAUAGAUGCAAUGAUGGCUGCGCCGUUGAAGUUGCGUACCUAGCCCGUACCAUGGGGCAUCCUUAUGGCAUAGCAUAGACAAAGAACAUAGACGACUCAGGGGGGAAGGUGCGGACAUCGAAAAACGAAAUUUCGCAUAUAACUAUGCCUUAGAGCAUUUAAUAACAGAAGUCGCCUUUAAAAGCUUACCCCUCUGCCGAAAACCUUGCACAAUUGUGCAAACUUUUGUAUGGACUAACGUUUAUCUGACAUGGCUUUGGCUAUUUGUACGUUACGUACGAAUCAUGUACAAAUAGCCAUACAUUUGACGUGCCCCUCCCCCGCAAAAAUCGGCAGAAAAUGACAGCCAAGGCGUCUCCAGUUACUAAAUGCUCUAAGAGCCUGCCUCUGUCUGUCUUGCAUAUUUGAGAAAGAAGACAGACAAGGGAUAAACGAACGAAAUGGUUCGCAGUCAUAGCCCAGUUUUGACAUCUGAUCUACAUGGUACUGUAUGUCUAUUUGUUAUGGUUAACUGGAUUGUUAAAAAAACAGUGCUUGACAACCUAGUUGCCGCGAAAUAUACAGUAGACGUCUUGUGCCAUCUAAUCAGUUACCAAAACAGCACUAUAUUCUUGAAGAGUGUCCCUUUUGUAUACUUAGUUGUUUUGUAAUAAAGCUGUCUA